AUGGACAACGGUCAGGCGCUCCCGCUACACAACGUCCACGUCGUCAACUUCGACGAGCGCGUCAAGAGGGAUGCAAGGCCGCCGUGGCCGCAGCGCAUAUGGACCGUCAUUCACUUUCUCCAUAGCAAGUUGACGAAGACGAAUACGGGGACGCCGUCUGACGGGCUCGGCGGGAAGGGGCCCGCCGGCAGUCGCGGGACGAGCGUCGAGGGGUCGCUGUACGGCAAGACUCCCGCCAGUCUCUACGCAGCCAGUGUCAACAACCCAGAGUACCGGCACUAUGUCGAGCACCACGACGAAGAGUCCGACUGGAGCGUGGAUGAGGUCGUCGUGUCCGGAGAGGAGGAUAACCAGUCGGUUCCGCCGAUCAGCGAUCCGGUGUACUACCCCGACUACCCUCAUGCCUCGGACUCUAUGCGCAUGCGCCUGCGCUGGGCUCCCCUGUUCUGGCAGGCGUACUAUGCCGUGAUCACCUUCUUCCACCCUACGUUCCCGGACAAGGACGCAGAGAUCCGGUACCAGAAGGAGCAGUGGCACAACAACAAGAUGGCUGCAGGCUAUUUCUCACUUUACCUCGUCAUCAACUGGGCAUUGUACCUGUGGCUCAAUCACAGCGUGACACUGUACGAGUACAUCGCCUUUUACGGCGUCUUUACUUUGUUCACGCUGCCCGUUCCGGUCAUGGUGGCGAUCAACCUCAAUAACAAGGCGCCGUUCAUCUUCCAGACUUGGUUCUGCAUUGCGACGUGGUACUGCGCGCUCACGGAGGUCAUUCAAAUCAAAGAAUGUGGCUUCUACACCCCGGAGAAAAACUGCCACGGCAAGGAUUUCCUCGCUAUGUAUUACUAUGCAACGGGCUUCCCUGUCAUUGCGCUGUUCAUCUGCGCGCGCAGGUCCUACAUGGCGUUCUUCCAGGUCGUGUUCUUCGUUCUGCUCAACACGAUGAUUAUUCCGGAUCAAACCAUCUACGCGAGGAACGUCGUCGGAUAUUGGCUAUCCUACCGCAUGGAGAAGGCCCGCCGACACCUUCAUCAGCUCAACGCGCAGCUCAAGCAAGCGUACUUUCAGCUGGAGUCCUCGAAGCAAGCAGAGGCUCAGCUGAGCGAAAGCCGCUCGCUUUUUGCGGCCUACAUCUUCCACGAAGUUCGGGUGCCGCUGAAUACUGCCAUGCUCUCCUUCGACAGCUUACAAGCGUCCGGGACACUGAAGAAGGAGACGGUCAAGACGCAAACGUUCGAGGUGCACGCGCUGGAAGUCAGCCUCAAGCAGAUGCAGCAGGUGCUCAAUGACGUGCUGGAUUUGCAGAAAAUGGACACUGGCCUUUUCGAGUUCAAGCCGCGUCCAUUCCCGUUCCAUCGCACGCUGUCGCAUAUUUUCUCCCACCUCAACGUCGCUGCCGCCGCCAAAGGCAUCCCCCUCGCGGUCAAGUUCGACGCCAACAUCGACGAGGUUCGCCUUCGCCCGAACUCGCCCACGCCCGACGAAGGCCUCUGGGUCAUCGGCGACGAGAUCCGGCUGCGGCAGAUCAUCACGAACCUGGGCAGCAACGCGAUCAAGUUCACGGGCGAGGGCGGCGCGGUGACGAUCGUGACGAAGCUGGUGCAGACGCCGGCGGACCGGCACAUGAGGGAGGAGGAGGACGAGCGGUUGGCGAUGGAUGCGAGGGAGAGGGAGAUUGUGGAAGGCCGGGUGAGGGAGAAGGAGGAGAGGGAUAGGGAAGAGAGGGAUAGGGAGAAGGAGGAUGGGUGCUUGGAUCCGGAGAGAGAUUUGGAGAAGGAGAGGGAUCCGGGGCACGUGACGGUGGAGAUGGGGAAGAUGGGGGAGGAGGAGAGGCGGACGGAGGAUGCGACGUCGACGGAUGGGAAGAGCUCGACGGGGUCGCCGCAGUCGGUGAGCAUGCGGAUGUUCAAGUUUAGGGUGGAGGUGCAUGAUCAGGGGCCGGGAUUGACGCCGGGCGAGUUCCGCAAACUGCGCAAGUUCCAGCCGUUUGUGCAGACCGCGAUUGGCAAGAAUAGCGGGAAGGGGAGUGGGCUUGGGUUGCCUAUUGUGCGGCAGCUCAUCGCUCUGAGUGGCGGUAAAAUGGGUGUCAUCUCCCGCAAGGGUGAAGGCGCGAUCUUCUGGUUCGAGCUCUCAUUCCCGGUCGCGACGCAAGGCGAGGUCCGCGCGGCCAAGGCAAUGAUGAGCAGCAUCCCACCACCGCCCAGCAUCCAAACGCCCUCCAGCCCCGCCUCCCUUGGCACCCCGAACUCACCCUUCGCGAAGCCGCAAGCCCCUUUCGCCUUUACCUCCAUGGCGUCCGACACCACCGUCUCCACCGCGUUCAUGCAGCCGUUCCUUCCGACGCCGGGCUCCGAGGCGACGGAGAGCACGCUUGCGGGGUCUCCUGGGCCGUUGUCGGGGAAGCGGACGAGCGUGCUGGAUAUGGCAGGCGCGGCGUUGGCGGAAACGCCCGGAGAAGAGGGAGAGUUCAGGUUGGAUUCGGGGGAGAAGGCACGGAUGCCGAUGCCGCAGCCACUCCAGAGGCCGGUGUCGAGGACGCCACCGCCUUCGCUGUCGCCAACUGUGCCGCGCUCGCCGGUAGAUUCGGCGGCUGACCACAAGGGUCCACAUCCUGCGCCUCUGUCGAACACAACGAAUACGACCCCGUCGACUCUGCAAGUACCCAAGCCUCCCCGACAUGCGCCUAGCAUGACACCCUCAAUACCUUCGGUCGCCAAUGGGCCCAUCCCAGCGGAAGAGCCCUUGGAAAUUCUCGUCGUCGAUGACGAGCCUCUGACCGGGAAGAUCAUGGCCAGAUUGUUGCAAUCCAUGGGCGCCAAGGUCACCACGGCGACGGACGGGCAGCAGUGCUUGGACAUCCUCCUGGGCCCGCCAGAACGACGGUUCGACCUUGUGUGCCUGGACAACUCGAUGCCGGUGAUGACGGGCUUGGAGGCGGUGGGGAAGUUGCGGGGGGCGGGGAGGUUGGACUUUGUCGUAGGUUGCACUGGCAACGCGCUCGUUACGGACCAGGGCGAGUACAAGGAUGCGGGUGCUGAUAUGAUUCUCACCAAGCCACUUACACGAGACCGCUUGAUGGACCUUGUCAAUAUCGCGCGCUAUCGGCGAAAACACAACAUCACGGGUCGCUACUCCGCGCACGCCGCGUUAUAGACCCGUCUUGCCCUCCUUGAACUGACUCGCAUCUACUGCCCACAUUUUGAUUCGCAUAUUUCUUUUCGCAUCUUUCUUUCUCACUUCCUCUGCAUCAUCCAUCCUCGCUCAACAACAACACAC
Molecule: messenger RNA, 3276 nt
Organism: Schizophyllum commune H4-8
Lineage: Eukaryota; Fungi; Basidiomycota; Agaricomycetes; Agaricales; Schizophyllaceae
Product: histidine kinase
Exons: 16
Coding region: 1-3153 (1050 amino acids)
Biological process (GO): protein autophosphorylation; phosphorelay signal transduction system
Molecular function (GO): phosphorelay sensor kinase activity; histidine phosphotransfer kinase activity
Source: RefSeq, a predicted model, not a curated record